Molecule: messenger RNA, 1340 nt
Organism: Astrephomene gubernaculifera
Lineage: Eukaryota; Viridiplantae; Chlorophyta; Chlorophyceae; Chlamydomonadales; Astrephomenaceae
Source: the annotation of a GenBank genome assembly
GCUGAAUUAGAGCCAUUCACAUUCUAGUACCUCGCGGUGGCCCUACCGCAAACCCAUUGCGCCUUUGAAUUGUGACGAGGAACCGACGGUUUAUCGCUUAGCGUUAUUUCUUUACUCCAGCACUUCCUGUGCAAUUUGGGCACUAAUUCAUUAUCUUGGUUGCUCGCUGGCGUGAAAUAAAUGCAAGUGAAGCCGCCACCACAACCAUGCGUCCGGUGCCCCAUUGGCCGAAUUCCACGGCCAUUCACACCUGUUGGGCCUUCUAGAUGCCAGCGUCAUCUGUGUCGGUCGCGGAUGCAGGAAGACAGGGAGCAGACCGAAGAGGAGCGGAUAGUCAGCGCAAGAGCAGAAGUAACAAAGCGUAUUAAAGCCCUCGGCUCAACGGGGCGAGUGCGGGAGGCUAUCAGUGCCCUGGCAGGCCUCGCCAACUUAGGCAUUCAGCCCGACACGCAAGCAGCGACGGCCCUUGUCCAGGCGUGCACACGCGAUAUGGACUUGGCGCAGAGCAUUUUCGACGAGAUGUUUGGCGAGUUCCUGACUCCGGACGAAGUGUCUUUCGCGGUGCUGCUGCGGGGCUAUGGCGCCCUCGACCCACCCGACUGGCCUCGGAUCGACGCCACCCUCACCACGAUGCGUAUGAAGCAUGGGAUAGAGCCCUCCGCAGUGUCCUUCAACGCGCUGUUGGAGGUGUGCUGUCGUACUUCCGACAUCGAUCGCGGGCAGGACAUCAUUGACCGCAUGGCGGCGGACGGAGUAGCGCCCGAUGAGCUGACGGAGGAGGUGGUGGCCAAGCGCCGUGUGCUGCGAUCCUACCUGCGGAAAACGCUGUUAUGAGCACGUACGUUGCUUGUUACGGGUAGCCUUGCUUGGAAGCAAUUUUGACGCAAAAAGCGGUGCUUGCAAUGUUUUUCCUUAGGUUGGGCUGUGCAGAAGCUGGGUUUACUUUAUUUCUACCGUUAUUUCGAGCGACCGGAGCCAUAGCCGGGAACAUGGGCAGAAGUAGGCUAGAAGUGUAGUGCUAACAGCGGGUAGGGUUGCCACGUUUCAGAGAGCCUUUUUCAAGCAGUUUGUGGAAGGGUAAAGAGGCACCAGAGCAGGGCUUUUGGGAAAAGGCUGGUGGCUGCAGUUCGGCGUGGUCCAAGUUUUGUUUUGCGCGGCAUGCAUUCGACAAUCAUGUGUGCGCCAACGUAUCACCAAUUUCCGUCUGUUAGUUUUAAUUGACUGGGACGAGCCCGACGUGCAGGGUCAGGUCACCUGGCGCGAGCUCCCGACGUGAUGAUGACAUCAUGGCUUUACGGCGGUGCUGUAAGUGCCAACUCACCAGCUUGGGAAGAACUGUA